Molecule: messenger RNA, 4309 nt
Organism: Exaiptasia diaphana
Lineage: Eukaryota; Metazoa; Cnidaria; Anthozoa; Actiniaria; Aiptasiidae
Exons: 3
Coding region: 193-3783 (1196 amino acids)
Source: RefSeq, a predicted model, not a curated record
UCCGGCUUCCUUGUUGACAGAAAAUAUAGUUCUUUUACUCUUGUUUUUGCCUUGAUCCAAGACCACUUUAAAACCACCUCUAUAAAAUCAAUUCUCGUGGUGGUUGUUUUCUACGAUUGUUGGGGAAUGAAGUUAAGCAUUUGAAGGUACAGUAUUUUCUCCGAGUCGAUCGUCAGUCAAUGCAUCGCUGUUAUGAAUGACAACAACAAGGGAAACACAGUUCAAAAAGGUGAUGAUAAAGUGCUGGACAAUAUACUGAACUUUGACCUCCAUGAACAUCCAAACAACCUGGCAGAAAGCAUUCGUGUUAUCAUAACAGCAUUGGAAUAUAUCUUAUACCUUCUUCAUAAACAAAGAACAGAGGAUGUUUCCAAAAAAAUUAGAGAUCUUAUAUCAAAAAGCUUGUGCCAUCUCAAGGAUAACCUUGAUGCUGUCAAGAAUAUCAAGAUUAAAGUUGUCGUGUUUGGACCACUAGGUCAAGGCAAAAGCUUUGUUUUAAACCAACUAUUCCGGCAUGGAAUGCCAGAUGAUUUUAACCUUUUACCAUCAGGUAAGGGAGAUUCCAAAACACCAAUUCCAGUCAAGGUCAAGUAUUCCCAGGAUGUUGACAUGACUUUGAGGUAUAAAGACAAAGAAGGCGGCCAUGAUAUAAUUGAAAGAUGUUUAUCCUGUUUAGGUGAUAUCGAUAUGGCUCAUCCAUUUACAGCAGAAACAGUAGCUGCUAUUCUUAACAAUAAGAAAUUCUAUAAAAAUGCCAAAUUCCUUGAUAUCCUCACCCCACUACCUGUUUUUGACCAUUUAAAACAUCUCCUGAAACAAAGGUGUUCUUAUCAAGAUAUUGAUGUACAGGUUGAGUUUGUGGAUUUGCCAGGACGUGGGGAUAGCAAUGGAGACUAUUUGAUUGGAAAUGAAAUCGAUCUUGCUGAUAUUAUUAUGAUUUUCAAGUCUAGCAGUUCUGGGCGUCCCUUUACCCAGGAUGACAUUUGUUCAGUGUUUCAAAGAAGAAGAGUGUUUGACUUUUCAAACCGACCAAUGUUCGUGUUUCUUUCUAAUGAAAAGAAUGAUGUAAACAGCAGCCUUGAUUCAACUCCUUUGGAUGUGGAGACAUUGAAGUUAAACAGAAAUAAGGAGCUGGAAAGGUCUUGGGAUAACCUGAUAAAAUGUAAGGAUGCCAAAGAAGAUUGUUAUAAAGCUGUCUAUGAACGACUUCCUCGGACAUCAACAGAUAAUCUUCUAGAAGUAUUCAAGAAAGAAAGCAGGGCAGUCAUUUUCAAGGCAACAGAUAAAGAUUUCGCUGAUUCUGUGGGCGAUAUCAUUUGUCAACAUGUCGACAAUGUGAGCAUUAAGAAAAAUGCACACUCAGUUGUCCAACGAGUAUUCACAUUGACAAAGAGGCUGCAAGCUGUGACUGAGCAUUUGAUUUUAAAGCAGAUGGAAAUUGCAGACAUCCAGGAUUCACGAAUUCCUCAAGCAACUUUCAGACCCUCUGAGAACUUGUCAUUUGAGGUAUCUAUUCCUCUUGACGGUGGUCUGACUCAUUGUCUCCCCAAACUAAACGACUUGUUAAAAGUGACAACUAUGGAAGAAGUUCAUUCAAAACUCAUUGGGGCUUUCAGAGAAGAUGUCAUGGCCCAACACUUGCUCAGAGUCCUCGAGAAUGCCUUACACAGGCAUUGGAAGAAGCUGAUCGCAGCAAAUCUAGAAAAGAACAAGCUUUGUUUCAAUGAGUCCAGCCAAAGUUUCCUGUUCUUGGCAGAAAUAGCAUGCAGCGGACUCGUGGCGAAAUUCCUGGUUGAUGAUGCAAAGAAGUUUGUUCUUAGUAAUAUUAGCCGCCUAGCGGGAAAACCACCCAAGAGAGGGAUGCGGGCACAAUGGGAAAGUACUGAUGAAGAGGAGAAAAACGUUGUGCUGACGGAUCACUGUCACUACCUCACUGGAGAACUUUCAAAGUCGUUUGAACAUGGUCAUCGUAGGGAGUCCCUACAACCUCUUCUUGAAAACUUGCAUGACACUGUGGAAGAUUUCUUCAAGGCAGGAGUACUACUCUGUGAUCAGAGAGUGCAUGGACGGGUCCUUUCAAAGAUUCGUGACAAGCUGGAAGAGAUAGCUGAUUUUACCCUAGACAAAGUGAGAGAAGUCAACCCGCAUCCAAACCUUAAAGAUCGUUGUCUCACUGCUAACAUGGACUUUCCUCAAUUGAAAAGCAUAAAAGCACUUGACAGGACACCUACUUUCAACCCCAGCAAGAUUUUCCGGAAUCUUUUCAACAUGAUUGAAAAGGAAGACGAAAGUUCACUGUGUGAACUGCGGAGAAAGCUAAAUCUUCCUGUUGGCUCGCUGGAUGUUCCAUAUCAAGAACUGAAUGAAUCUGAAUGGGUUAAAAUACUUGUGAGUGUAUUAUAUGAUCGCAGUUUUCAUCAUAUCGGUUUUGGUGAUCAUCACAUUCCUAAUGAUUCUCUUCAAGUUCCACUCGACAGUGUACGUAGGGAGCAGCUUGACGCAGCAAAACAGCAGCUGUUUGCCUAUCAGAAAUCCACAGCGGUGUGUAAGAUGGUAGAUGAUUCUUCCAUACCCAGAGAUACGAUCCAGACUGGAAUAAAUGAAACUCGUGAUGGAAUUGUUGCUCGUGUGAGUAAUGGUCUCAGAAAGGAGCUGAUCAAACUGAGCUCUCUGGGUGACGCAARCACAGACCUGGCCCCCAUCUUUAUCUUACCUACACGUAAGGGCGAGCCUGGAAACGUUUACUUGGAACAAGAGCCAUGCGCGUCAAAAGAUCAGAUUAAUGAAAGCACAGCUAAUAAUGAUAGCACGAUGCAAAUGCCGAGCACUGGACUUGAAGGCCACCAAACCAGCAUAUUCUAUGUUGUCGAACCAGGUCAUUUGGAAAAUUCGAAAUCCUUGGUUGCAUCGAAGCCUUUGCCUCCAAACAGCAAAAUCACUUUUCGAUACGUUUUGCUUCCACAGGAUGACCGCUGUCAGGGCUUUGCACGAUCCAUUGUCAAGAUACUUGCUGAGUGCCUUGGUCUACCAUUUUACUGGGUCAUCGAAGAUGAUGUGCAAACUCUAACAGAGUUUGAAAGAAACUCCUUUGAAUGGGUAAAGAGUUCGUUUGCAAGAUGUUUACUUCAUGGACAGCGGGUUCUUCAAGACUGCCUUGAUAAGACAGUAAACGAUCUAGAUGAAAGGAAAAGAUUUAGGGAGUACAGAGUUGAUCUAGAGAGUACCUUUCCAGAGUGGGCCGAAGAAGGUAAAACAGUAGCAGCUCGGCUGAUGGUCGACGGUGAAACACACAGGAAAUUAAGGAACAACAUUGCAUGUAUAAACAAAGAAUUCGAGAAAGAUUGUGACAUGCAGAAAGACUGUUGCGGAGAUCCACUGAAAGAGAAAGAAUGGCUUGAAGCCCAAAGGAAGUGCACUGAGAAAUUCAAACAGUACAUAUUCAAAGAUAACUACAAGCGGAUUGCUGGUGUUUCUAUCAGGCACACGGGAGGACCUGGAUGUUCGUUCAACUACAUAUCAUUCUUUAAGGGAAACCAUUACAGGCGAGACACAAGCAGGCGUUUCAAACAUUACAAGAUUGUUUUGCACAAUACAGAUGCGCUAAAGGGAUUUAACUAUCUUCCUGAUUCAGUUGUCUUAAGUGAUGAUGGCCAGAAUGGUAAAGCUGGUAGCUGUUCAGCGUACAAAGACAUUAGAUGGGAGGAAAGCCUUGUACAAGCACUUGACUUCUAUGGUAUUUACAGCUACGAGACUCUUCAUAUCGAAAGUACAACACAUAGCUGAACAAUUAACUUUACUAUUAUACCAAUUUUAAGCCCAAUGUUGGCAUAACUCUAGACAUUGUAAUUCCAUCGAAUAAUAGGCAAUGUGCAGCAAUGCCCUUUUCUUUUCCUCUGAAGUCUCUGAACAAGMCCUUCUAAACUCCCUUUACUUUGGUAUCAAUCCAAGUAGUUCUGGCGUUUUAGGGAGAUUUUUAGGAGCUAUUAAAAGUACGAGGACUACAACUCCAAUGCAAAAUCACAUUGCUGCAUACUAUAUACUGAGAUUUUUAACRGAUUUUUAAUUGCUUUUAAUUUUCUAGCAUUUUGACAUUUCUAGGGAAGUUUUUAACAUAACUUUAAAACUGUCAGCUAGUAUAACUAGUUUUUAUAAAGUUUAAUACUUUUUAAAAGAGACUUAGUUUGAACGUCUUUAAAGAUGUUCUAGUGACAAUAAUAUAUACUACAACGCAACAUAAGCUUCUCAAUCCCUUCUUUGUAAUUAUCUUGGCCUAAUUCUUAUAAAGCGUAUAAUAGAUCUUGAAAACAUA